CUCAUCACAACAACGAAAACAAUCUAAACUAACACCACACACACAUAUCUAAUUAGCUUCAGCAUCAUGGGGCUAAGCUCUCGAACUAUAGAGAUUACGGUUAUUUCCGGUGAAAACGUUCAUGUGAAGGAGGAAUCAUACGUCGUCGUUCGAGCUGAGUCACUCAAAUCUUGCACAACAAAAGCAGCCAAAAACACCGACAUUAUUAUCAACAAUAAUCAUAGCUCAAGUUUGAUUUCAUGGAACGAGAAGUUAUUGCUUGAGAUUCCAAUGCAUGCAAGGUCCAUCACGUUUGAGGUUCAAUGCAAGAAUUCAAGAGCAAGUAGUGCUAGACCCGUUGGGGUGGCAAGGAUUGCUAUUUCGGAUAUAUUGUUGGGUGGUUCGGGGUUCGGCAGCGACAGCGACGGCGACAAUAAUAUGUUGAGUUAUAGGUUGAGGGACUGGGAUGGACGGAGAAAUGGAGUUAUUCAUUUCUCCGUAACGACUCCGAAGAUCACGGCUGCCAUGGAAGAAGCAGUGGAGCAGCCGGUGAAGGGUUUGGUGGAGGAUCACAUGAAGAAGAAUAAUAAGAACUCCAAUGAAGUUGUUCUUGGUGUUCCUUUAUGGUGGAACUACCCCAAUAUUAUUUGAAGAUCUAUAUUAUUAUUGCUCUCUUUUUUGUUGUU
Molecule: messenger RNA, 665 nt
Organism: Arachis duranensis
Lineage: Eukaryota; Viridiplantae; Streptophyta; Magnoliopsida; Fabales; Fabaceae
Exons: 1
Coding region: 67-630 (187 amino acids)
Source: RefSeq, a predicted model, not a curated record